Molecule: messenger RNA, 989 nt
Organism: Archocentrus centrarchus (flier cichlid)
Lineage: Eukaryota; Metazoa; Chordata; Actinopteri; Cichliformes; Cichlidae
Product: DNA damage-inducible transcript 4-like protein
Exons: 2
Coding region: 98-709 (203 amino acids)
Biological process (GO): negative regulation of signal transduction
Cellular component (GO): cytoplasm
Source: RefSeq, a predicted model, not a curated record
CAGUCGGCAGCUACUCAGCUCAACUAACCUGAUACAUGGAUAAGAUACAGACCAAACGUUUGGAGGAGAUACCGGUGCUUCACAAACAGCAGUCAGGAUGGUCUAUAGCUCGGCUCUGGUCUUUGGACACCUCUUGUCGGAGGAAGAAAGCAGCGUAGAGAUGAUAGGAAAGUACUUCUUUCAGCUAAAAACAGCGGACCGAAAGAUGAGUUCUGCCCGGCGGGGAAGCGUCGAGAGCUACGAAGACAGAGAGAGCAUUUCGCCCUUUGCUGACUUGGACGCUGAUUUGGAGCAUGAAGAGCGGCUCCUCCAGCAGGUUGUGACCCAGCAGAUGGAGCGUCGCCUCACAGAGGCCAAGGCUUCCAUCCUUGGUUGCCAGGCGCUGCUGCUGCCUCACCAUAUGACCACCAGGAUCAGCCAGGACGUGGUGCGCGCCUCCGCUGAUGAGCCCUGUGGGCUCCGGGGAGCCUCCAUCGAACUCUACGUUGAAGCCAAAGACGGCCUGAAGUACGUGGGAAGCAUCUUCCCCGAUCCGAGUGUCACCUCGACUUUUGAGCUGUCCGUGAUCUUCAAGGCAGAUGACGACGGCUGGCCGUCGCUCAAGCACAUCUUCGACACCAACAAAGUGCUGAAGCUGAGACCAGAGUACCGGCUGGUGAAGAGAAAGCUCUACUCCUCUGCCAGUCCUGUUGUUCAUGACUUCAACUAGGAGUGAAGCUGAGAAUGUAAACCAGUUACCUGUGUGUGUGUGUGUGUGUUUUUGUCAGCUACGUGCAGACAAGUGUAGUCUGGAAUCCACUGGAAGCGCCUGUAAUUGAAUUGUCUAUUUCUUUAACAGGAGGGUCAACUGUAGACAAUGUCAGUAUUUUGCACUAAUAUUUGAAUGUAACAAUGUGUACACUGCAAAUGUUCCAGGACUGGGCAGGUCUCACUCCUGAAGGAUGCCUUUAUUUAUUUAUUUUUAUGCAAAAUAAACUUUUUGCACAAUU